Molecule: messenger RNA, 2750 nt
Organism: Magnolia sinica
Lineage: Eukaryota; Viridiplantae; Streptophyta; Magnoliopsida; Magnoliales; Magnoliaceae
Product: proline-rich receptor-like protein kinase PERK3
Exons: 9
Coding region: 290-2545 (751 amino acids)
Biological process (GO): protein phosphorylation
Molecular function (GO): protein kinase activity; ATP binding
Source: RefSeq, a predicted model, not a curated record
UUAACAUCUUUUUUUUUCCGACACAAAACCCCACUCAUUCUUCUUCUUCUACGAAACCCCAAAACCCUCAUUAAUUCUUCUCUCCUGCCAUCAGAUGGCCGCAAGAUCUCUCAUUUACAGCCGUCCGAUCUCAAGACCAUCUGAUCGAAGCUCCGAUCCGCUUCAUAUCACCCGCUCCCUAUCAUUUUCCACGAUCACAUUAGAUCGCUCCAUGUAAAUAUCGAAGUUUGCUUUGAACGACGGUCCAAAACUGCUUAGAUCUGAGCCGUCCGUUUCCGGAGCGUUGGCCAUGUCCGAUUCCUCGUAUUCAAUCGGCGUCUUUGGCUCUCGAGUAGGAGUGUUUCUGAGGUUGGGAAAUUUUGAAGAAUUUUUAGGAAUGCUGAAAAGGAUCCAAAUAAUAUUGCUGAGCUAUUUGUUGGUGUCAUCUUACUCGGCAGCUGUUUUUGUCGACGUGGAACUGUCCCACCAUAUAUCGGAAUCUCCUGCGGUGGCCCCAUCUCUUGCCCCACCAGGCGGAGGGAGUCAUGUUGAUUCCAGAAUCACGCCUACCAGAACCAUCCUUCCACUCCCUGUGAUUAUUCCUUUGAUUCAUAGACCAUAUAGGAAGCAUUUCUCACCACAUGCUGCGCCUUCACCCGUGCCAGUGCCGGCCCCCUCCCCACAUUAUGGAUCAUUAAGGACAUUUGGUCACCCCUCAUCGAGUUCAUCACAUUUGUCGAAACCAUCAAUGAAGCGGAACCAAAAUCUUGCCCCCAAUUCAGGACAUAUACCUCCAGCAAUUCUUUCUGGUAUAGCCCCACCUCCAUUGGUUCAUGCCGUCCCUGAUUGUUGUGGACCAGGCAUGGUACAGAGACGAGGAAGCCGAGUUUGUCACUGUGUGUAUCCAAUAAAGCUUGAGCUUCUUCUUCUGAAUGCAUCAUUUAAUUCGAAUUGGAGCACUGAGUUUCUUGGAGAAUUAGCUUCUCAGCUUAGAUUGAGAGUUUCUCAGUUUGAGAUCACAAAUUUCUAUUUGGUUGGCCUAUCCAGUUUGAAUAUUACAAUGGAUAUUGCUCCACAUAUUGGGAUAAGUUUCUCUUCCAGUGAUGUGUACACAAUGAAUUCUUCACUUUCUAAGCAUAAAGUUCACCUAGACACUAUGUUGGUGGGGGACUACAAACUUCUUAAUUUUACAUGGUUUAAGCCACCAGCUCCUUCUCCUGCUCCAGCCUUCAUUUUGUCACCAACAUCUACCCCGCCUGAUCUUCUCUCUAUACCUCCAACAUCCAGGAAUACAAACAAAGGGAAACGUCACAGUUUGAUCCUUAUUCUUGGUAUCGGCAUUGGUAUUCUGAUCAUUGUUAUUAUUUCUGUGGUAAUUAUUUAUUUGUGCAUGUCUGGUCAAGUAAAGAAGAAAGCAACAGCAAAAGAAACUGUGAAGGAAAGGACUAUAAAUGCUGUUUCUGUGGAUGGGUCCCUUCGUCACCCCACUAGCACACGGUUUCUUUCAUAUGAAGAGCUUCGAGAAGCAACAAACAACUUCGAAACUGCAAGUAUGCUUGGAGAGGGUGGGUUUGGACGGGUCUUUAAGGGUGUGUUAAGUGAUGGCACGCCUGUUGCUAUCAAGAAGCUUACUAGAGGAGGGCACCAAGGGGAUAAAGAGUUCUUGGUUGAGGUUGAGAUGCUGAGCAGGCUGCAUCAUCGCAAUCUCGUGAAACUCGUGGGUUACUACAGUAACCGGGACUCUUCACAGAACCUUCUUUGUUACGAGCUUGUCCCAAACGGAAGCUUAGAGGCCUGGCUCCAUGGCCCCUUGGGAGCAAAUUGCCCUUUGGAUUGGGACACCAGAAUGAAAAUCGCACUCGAUGCCGCCAGAGGACUUGCGUACCUACACGAGGAUUCCCAGCCCUGUGUCAUCCACAGGGAUUUCAAAGCAUCCAAUAUCUUACUCGAGAACGAUUUUCAUGCUAAAGUUGCUGAUUUUGGUCUGGCCAAACUGGCACCUGAAGGCCGGGCAAAUUACCUAUCUACUCGCGUGAUGGGCACAUUUGGGUAUGUGGCCCCUGAGUAUGCCAUGACUGGACACUUACUAGUAAAGAGCGAUGUAUACAGCUAUGGGGUUGUUCUCCUUGAGUUGUUGACAGGAAGGAAGCCUGUGGAUAUGUCACAGCCUUCAGGCCAGGAGAAUCUCGUGACUUGGGCUCGACCAAUUCUUCGAGACAAGGAUCGGCUAGAAGAGCUUGCAGAUCCAAAGCUUGGGUGUAAGUACCCGAAGGAUGACUUUGUACGUGUGUGCACGAUUGCAGCAGCUUGUGUGGCACUCGAGGCAAGCCAGCGGCCAACGAUGGGAGAAGUAGUGCAGUCUCUUAAAAUGGUGCAGCGUGUAACAGAAUUUCAAGAUUCCUCCUCCACCCGGCCCAAUCUCAGGCAAUCUUCAACUACAUAUGAAUCUGAUGGAACUUCAUCGAUGUUCUCUUCAGGCCCGUUUUCAGGUCUGAGCACCGCCUUUGAUAAUGAAAACAUUUCUCGGACAGCAGUUUUCUCAGAAGAUCUUCACGAAGGACGGUGAGAUUGCGAUUGUCGGAAUGAGAACAUGCGAUGAUGAGGGUGGGAUUGGAUGUGGAUGGCCUGGAGUAUUGGUCUGGAGAUGGAUUUUUUUAAAAAAAAAUAUAAUUUUGUAGGGAAUUGCUUGAUUUUCCCAUGCAUUUGGUGAUUCUCUACAGGUGAUCUUGUAUAUUCCAUGUUUCCUUCUAUUUCUCCCCCUUUUCUUUUCA